Messenger RNA from Pocillopora meandrina, 3722 nucleotides. The record is from the annotation of a GenBank genome assembly. NCBI's taxonomy places the organism in Eukaryota, Metazoa, Cnidaria, Anthozoa, Scleractinia, Pocilloporidae.
GUCCAUGUCAACAUUCAUUUCGGAAAAUCGUGCCACUGUUUCCCUGUUUCUUGGAUCUUCUGGCCUUUGGCGAUGUUACUGGCAUCUUUAACUUUAAAAGCACUUCUACUUGCUUUCACAGAGAACCUCACUUCAAACUAUAACCUUCUUUACUCGUAACAAAGAUCUUUAAAUCUUAAGGGACUGAAUGAAAUCGCAGUAAGUACGGUAAAUCUUUAUGGUAAUUUUCCGCCAUGGUAUAUUUCAUUAGAUCUAAAUUUUCACUGCAGUGUAGGCAUUCUAGUAAGGCAUUUUUCGAGUUCGGCUGGUUCUUUCAUUUUCCGUUUAGACGGUCGAAUUGAGUGUCUUGAAUCGCAUUUUAAGCAGUGCGGUAAAUCUGUGUUUAUAAUAUUCAAGCACCGAGCCGGUAUUGUCCGACGUUCACAAACACUAUUAUUAUUGGAAAAUCUUUCGCCAACGGUAAAUUUACAGGCAUUAGACAAUUCAGCCUUGUAAGGACUAUGUAGCUGAAUCAAAAUUCGCUCCCCAUAUACUCACACGAAAACUUUAACUUAAUCUCCUCAACUUCUGACUUGGCAUCGCUUCAUCGGUGAUAUAAAUUAUGUAUGAACAUUAUUUGUAAUUUUAGCUGUGUUAUCACAAGAUCUCAAUAAUCUGCUUAUUUUUUUCCCAAAGCAAGACGGGACUAGAAGUAAAUUGAUAUACGUUUGUGACCGGUGACGCACGAAACUUCAGUUUUACAAUGUUAAAUGAAUUCAUGAGAUAUAUAUGUUAUUUGCCGGCUGGGAGGUCCGUAUGGUGAAAAACUGUGACCGAGGUCUUGAAAAUACUGUCCGAGGCCGUAGGCCGAGGGCAGCAUUUUCAAGACCGAGGUCACAGUUUUUCACCAUACGGACCGACCCUUAGCCGGUAAAUAACAUAUUUAUUGUUUUUAAACUUGACGAAAUUCUUUCCGAAAGAACGCGAAUAAUUUAUGGCCGUAAAUACGGCAAGAUCUUCCAUAAACUGAACAAUUUUUGAGUGAGUAAAUGGUAGUUGAAAUAGAGGUGAUGCAAAUUUAAGAGAGAUGCCUCAGCGAACAUUUUCAUUUUCGUAACGAUAAAGGUGAUUUAAAAGGCUUCCAAACAAACUUUGAAACAUUAUUUUUACAAGUAUCUGUCACAAUCUGACACCUGUCAAUUAGAGAGCGCGCAAGAAAAAAAAAGCGUAGGAACAUUUGAAAACCAACAGAACUAGUUUGGCAAGGACUGUCACGACAAUAUUUUCUUCAAAAUCAGUCAAUGAUCUAACGGAAAGUAUUAUUCACUCUCAUCGACCAUUCAUUCAUGUACGAAGAUUUACCUCUGUUCAUUAAGUAAACGGCGAGGAAAGUAAUUGUGAGUAAAUUCAAUUUUUUUAUUUUGAAGUUGUGAGAGUUUGCUCGUUUGUUUGCUGAAAUGGCGUGUUUAACUCUGGUCUUUCCUUCACAAAAACUAAAUUCGAACGGCACACUCCAACGAGACACAAGGGAAUUUAAUGCGGCCUUUUCUCAAAAAACAUCCUUCAAAUUCUGUUGUGCAAUUUACGGUACAAAUGUCCAAAUUGAACGGAAUUGGAAAGACUCUCCGGGAGCGUAUAUUUGUUGUAGAACUUAAAUUAAAACUUCGCUCGCUAUUUCACUAUGAACAAAUUGCUCGAGAAAAUUCAGAUAUUAAAUGAAUGAAAGUUCCAUCGUUCAGUUUAACUGUAACCAAAUACCUCACGUUUCAACUUUCUGGGUACUUUUUGUGAACGAUUAAAAUUAAUUGCAGACGGUUUUUAGGCCGCUUGUCAACCAACGUAAUGACAAUAUUGUUUAUACAAAUUCAUUCUGAAACCAAUAUUUUUUUGGCAACCAAAGUGAUUUGAUAGAGAGAAAAGAGAGGAUUCAUAAGUUAUUUAUCGGCUUGAGGUAGUGACCGACGUGUUUGCUUAAAAAUACUGCCCAGCCGGAAAACGAGGUAUAUUUAUGAAAAAUGACAACGAAAGUUGGGAUGUACUCGGCGACUCACGAAAGCGUUACCGUAGCCCGUGGGCAGAGAUAGGAAAAUACUGACCGGGUAAAGAACCAAUCAGAUUGCAAGAUUCGUUACCGUGCCCUCUAAAAAAACAAUAAAAACAUAUAUAACCCAACAUAACAACAACAAAAUACACUUAAAUUAAUGAACGUAACUAGUCGGUUCACGGUUUGGUCCACUAAAGAUUCUUUCGGCAAACGAAGGUUUGUAGCUUUUCACAACUGGCAUAUAUCUUGUUUUUAGAUAUAUUUAUAUAUAUAUAGCACUAACAACGUGGUGCUUGGAAAUUUGCUGUGUGUAUUCCACCUAUCAUUCGAAUACCGGUUGUCAAUAUCGAAAUUUAAAUCAGUCAAUUGUACUUGCUUCUUAUUUAGAUCUGUGUAUAGCGAAAUUUUCACCGAAACUUUCUCGCUUAGACUUUUAGGUCUCGCCUAAGGUAUCACGAUGUACUUACGAAGAGAUUAAUAGUUGCCUUGUUUACGAGUCAAUCUCGUUCCCAUGGCGAGAGAGACCUUGGGAGCUAGUCAACUGUUAUAUGCAAAUUUUCGAUCAUACCCCACCCUUGCCCAAAUAACAUUAUAAGGAUUCCCUCAAUUUGAAGGAAAUUUAGCUUGUUAAAGAAAAAAGACCCAAGAUACCUCAACUUAGUUCCAGUAAUCGGUGUUGUCGUAACGUUGUUCCAAUCGUGGAUUGAUGGUGAGUUUUUUUUUUUUUUUCUACAGUUGCAGGAAAUCACAAAUGUCAAAUAUCAAGUCUUUCUGUGCCUUCUUAGUUUGUGCUGUCAUGACAUUUUUGUUUGUUUCAAAUAUUAUGACUGGAGGACUGGAUGAUGAAACACGGCUUUUGCUUCAUCAGAUUAUCCAGGGCAAUAUUACAAAAAGUAAAAAUAGAUCUUUCAGCGAGGAAAAGUCCCUGCGCCUCAUUUCUCAUAAUUUAUGGUGUGACUUUUUGAAGCCUCAUGUGAUGUGGGACGUCUCCGAAAGGAUUGAAGGUCUUGCAGAAGGCGUUAAAGAUUUUGACGUUGCACUCAUUCAGGAGGCUUACAUCUUGAAUACAGGAGUGGCUGUUGUCUCAAAAUGUGCAUCACUUCUGGUUAAAGCAAUGGAAAAGCGUGGAUUUCAUUACAGGACAUCAAUUGCAGAUUUUUCAGCGCCUUAUUUCGGACAAAGUGGUGGUAUUGUCAUAUUUAGUCGGAUCCAGCUCAUAAACACAUUUUCAACUCGUUACCGUCACUAUUCGGUUCCCCAAGUGGCAGACUUUAGGGGAUUUGUCAUAGGCGAGUUUUUAUUCCAACAUCAGCAUCUCUAUGUCAUCAAUACCCACUUAGAUCCGCAUGGAGUUGAUGCCAGAGUCCUACAAGCGAAGGAAAUCGCCGAGGCCGUCCAAAACUUCAGUACAGGCUCACACAUCGUUGUGGCUGGAGACUUCAAUAUUGACAAUCAUCAUGCCACUACUAGUAACAGUAGUGAGGAGUAUAAAAAGCUCCUAGAAACCAUGCGCGUGGUUGGCCUACAGUCUGUAUUUCAAGUUAGAAUGGAAACUAGCAUCGAACAUGGAAACUUUGAUGCAAUUUUCACCAGCUCCAAUGUCGCAGUAGUGAAGAAAGAAAUUAUAAAACUUAGGACGAAAAGAAACUCGUCGGUUUCUGAUCAUUUUGGACUUGCGGUGGAAUUAAAACUUUUAUAA